CCAGGUAUUUGGCGCGCCAACCCAGGGCUCGCGUGUGCACAGCCCCGCGAGCGAGGCUGAUAACCCGAGGCGACUCUCGUCCCUCUCCACAUCCCUUCACCUCCGCCAUCUCCAAUUCGCGGGGGCAGCCACACACCCUCACCACGCGCCUCUCAAGCCUGCCAUACUACUACACACAAUAGAUACCCGACAUAAUUAAUAUCAAUGGGCAAUCUCUGCGGCAAGCAGUCCAAAGACAACUUCGACGGCCAAGGGCGCACACUUGGUUCUGCGCCUGCGCCUGCUACGAAAGCAUCUGUGCCGAGCAAUGUCGCGCCACCGAAGCCCAAGGUGGGAGGACCGCCUAGGACGUUAGGGGAGGGCAAUAAUGGGGAUGAUCCAAAGGCAGCGGCUGCCGCAGCUGCAGAGGCCCGCGCAAACAAGUCCACCUCUGGCGACCUGCAGAAGAAGCUCGACGCGCAGAAGCGACAGACACAAAACCAGACCCUGCAACAAGCCGCGAACGAGAACCGCUUAGCACGCGAAGCAGACCAAGUGAACGAGACGAGGACCUACAACUGAAUGAAAUGAUGUCAUGGGUAUACUAUGCUGUAGAGGAUUGAGAGAUAUGUCACUGUUGUAUAUAGGUGCGCAUAUGGACGACGACUUUAGGAACUUUUAACAGGAGUGGUUUGGAGUUCUC
Messenger RNA from Cucurbitaria berberidis CBS 394.84, 682 nucleotides. RefSeq lists its product as uncharacterized. NCBI's taxonomy places the organism in Eukaryota, Fungi, Ascomycota, Dothideomycetes, Pleosporales, Cucurbitariaceae. The coding region runs from base 205 to 561 and encodes 118 amino acids. The record is from RefSeq and is a predicted model, not a curated record. The transcript has 2 exons.